ACGAAGUUAAAUUUGUUUCAUGAAGUUUCGAACGCGUGUCAUAAUCACAGUAAUAAUAAAUAUCUGAAAAACUGACUUGAAUGUUUAAUCUUGAUCUGUGAUUAAGAAAUAAUUGAUAUUUUUUUAGUAAUUUUCAAUACAUUGUACAUGUUGAAUUUCAAUAGUUCGUACAUAUCUCGAUAUUGUGAAGGAAAAUUCUAGAAAAGUUUAAUAAAUAACUGGAGUAAUACCUGUAAAUAAAUCUUUUGCAAGAUCAACAUCAAUUGUGUUACUUAAGAAAGUUCAUUAAAGUUUGUUUGUUUCCAAGAAAAUCAUCUCGAGUAAUCUUUUCAAAGUUACAAACUUCGAUAGUGACCUCGAAUCUAAUAAACAAAUAUUUGAUUUUUACUGUUUGAAAAUUCAAAGGCGAACAAAGAAGUGAAAUUCAGUGUCGAAUGAUCAUGAUGAUAAAUGGAAUUUCUCAUGCAAGAGAACACCACGUGUCUAUAAAUAACUUCAAGUAACUUGGAACGCACGCUACAACAUUAAUUAAAUAAAUUGCGGUUUAUCAAUUUGUAAUGUGAUAGCUAUAAAGACUAACCAUCAGCAGUUCUCAUGUCUAAGUUACACGUGUAAAAGUCUUCUACGUUAUUUAUUCAGCUAUAAGAAUGUUGCCAAAUGAUGUUAUGAAACUCUUGGUAAUAACCUUAUCAUUGACGAUUGGUUAUGGAAGAAACUUUGAAUAUCGACUCAUUCAAUCGAAUAAUAUUCAACGACAAGAGCUUUUACAACAAAAAUGUGAUAAAUACGACUUAGGGAACAAUGAGCUUUAUCAGAAUGUCUCCAUUCACACGCUAAGCGAUCCGGAUCUAGAGCAUUUGUUGAUUGAUAGGAAGCACAAGUUUCUCUAUUGUUAUGUGCCAAAGGUCGCAUGCACAAACUGGAAACGUGUAUUGAUGAUAAUGACGGGAAAAACAAACGAAACUGAUCCAUUGAAGAUUCCAGCAACAUUAGCACACUCACCAGGAAUGUUUGAUAAAUUGAGUUCAUUAUCAAGCAAAGAGAAGGAAAAUGUUCUAUCAGAUUAUACGAGAUUUAUUAUCGUGCGAAAUCCGUUUGAGAGACUACUAUCAGCUUAUCGAAACAAGUUUGAAGGGAACUUGGAGAGUGCCAGAUAUUUUCAGACACGUAUUGGACGAUUGAUUAUCAAGAGUUUCCGGCCACAUGCAUCGAGAGAUUCCCUAAUGAAUGGUCACGAUGUCACAUUUGAUGAGUUCGUUCGAUAUUUAUUAACGCCUGAAUUGAGUAUGAAUUAUCAAUCUAAUCAAUCAUCAUUUAAUGAGCACUGGGAGCCGAUAUCAAAACUUUGUCAUCCGUGCUUAAUUAGGUAUAAUGUGAUUGGCAAAUAUGAGACACUCAACGACGACUCAGCACUCGCAUUACAUAUGAUUGGCAGUGACAAUGUAACAUUCCCAAAGGUCACUCGAACGUCCGGCACCGGUGAAAAGUUGCAACAUUACCUUGAUCAAUUGCCAUUAGGAUUAAUUAGGAAUUUAUAUAAAUUAUAUGAGCGAGAUUUCAAGCUUUUCGAUUAUAGUCUUGACGACAUUUUAGGAUUUGAGUUGGGAUGACGAAAGCAGAUAUUUAGUUAAGACAAUUCACUAAUUAAGUUAAUGCUCAAAGCUUUUUCUAAAGUUAAGAAGCUCAAACAUAAGUGUUAAAGCUUUUGUUACUUAAGUAUUAGCAACAACUGGGCCUGCAGUUGAAAUAAGAGAAUCUGCCUCAAAAAAAGAAAAUUAAAUUACCACAAAAAUCUGGGAAAAGCUUCUAAUCUAAUCUCUCUUAACUUAUGAACAUAUAUCUCUCUCUCUUUCAUUAAAAAUGAAAUUUCUUUACUGACAAAAGCAUAAACACGCUUUCAAGGUACACCUCCAUCAAACUCAUAGACUUCAACAUAAAUUUUUAAUUAUGAUGCUCAAAAUAAUGCUCAUAUAUAUAAACAUAAAGUUGAAGAACAUGGAUAUGUAUGUUACGUGAAAAAAUAUUCUACCCCAAAGUUAUUACAAAGAGGCAAAGGAACAGGUGUACAUAUAUUGAUUAAUUAAUGUUUAUGUGUAACGGAAAAAAAUAAAAGUAAACUGAGUAAUGUAUCUCAUAUUGCUUAGAGCACUAAUUAUAGAAUGGUUGGAUAACAUAGGCAAAACCAUAGAUUGGAUGAUAACAAUAACAUUAAACAAAAAUAGAUAACGAUAUAUCUCUCUUGUUUCAAUGUUCUUAAUUUUUUGUGUUCUCGAUUUUUGUUUUUUGAGGACAUGAGGAAAACGUUCGAGGCAUUGUCACAUAGUAGAUGAAUAAAAUUUAUGCAUGUAGAGAAAAUCUGUAUUAAUUUAAUAAUAAUCACUGUGAUGUUUAAUUACUAAUUACUUUAGAGAUAUAAUUUUUGGUUAAUUUACCUUAAUUACUGCUUACAAAAAUGUUAUGCAAUAAUUUUGGGAUAUCUCAACCAACAUACUUAAAUAACAUCAUUUUUGUUUGUGAAUUUCACGAUAAUAAUAAUAAUUUAUAUUACCGAUUUAACAAAUAAAAUUAUUUCUUUCUUGUGAAGAACGAA
Messenger RNA from Clunio marinus, 2590 nucleotides. NCBI's taxonomy places the organism in Eukaryota, Metazoa, Arthropoda, Insecta, Diptera, Chironomidae. The record is from the annotation of a GenBank genome assembly.